Pollicipes pollicipes is the source of this 836-nucleotide messenger RNA. Its product is annotated as alpha-actinin-4. Bases 201 to 836 code for a protein of 211 amino acids. The transcript has 6 exons. NCBI's taxonomy places the organism in Eukaryota, Metazoa, Arthropoda, Thecostraca, Pollicipedomorpha, Pollicipedidae. Gene Ontology annotation, molecular function: protein binding. The record is from RefSeq and is a predicted model, not a curated record.
GCGGUGGAAGCGGCGCCCCUCGUGCUCACCUGACGUCAGACCGGCCGGCCGCGCGCGGACGGCGGCGCCGCAGACGGCGAGUGCAGUGCUGGCGGGGCCGGUGGGGUGCUGUGUUGCGCUGCAGAGACGCGCCGGGAGCGUGCCCGUGCCGAGCGACACGCCGCCGCGGCGAACGGGGCGGCCGCGGCCGCCGGCGCGCCAUGGAGCCGCAGUACUACAAGGAGCGGAUGGGGUUCGCGCCGCCGGAGAGCCGCGAACGCCACGCCAACGGCGGCCAGGCGCUGUCGCACUACGAGACCAAUGUCGGCUAUGAGGAGAACCUGAGCAAGUUCAAAGAUGAGAGGGACGCCAUUCAGAAGAAGACAUUCACCAAGUGGGUUAACAAGCACUUGAAAAAGUGUAACCGCUCCGUGCGGGACCUCUUCUUCGACCUGCGGGACGGCAAGAGCCUGCUGGGCCUGCUGGAGGUGCUGUCCGGCGAGCGACUGCCGUCACAAAAAGGACAGCUUCGCUUCCACCAGAUUCAGAAUGUGCAAGUCGCGCUGGAUUUCCUUCGGUACCGAAAGAUAAAGCUGGUCAACAUCCGAGCCGAGGACAUCGUUGACGGCAACCCCAAGCUGACGCUGGGCCUCAUCUGGACCAUCAUCCUGCACUUCCAGGUAAGCCGGCAGCCUUCUGACCUGGAGCUGCUGACUGGCCGCAAGACAGCCUCCGAACACAUCUCCGACGUCACACACAGCCCCGGCCGGACGGCCCCGUCCUUCCAUCCUACCACCGACCUGACCACCGACUCGAUCGACUCGUCCAGACGGCGAGCCCGACCCGACCCGGCCUGA